Kazachstania africana CBS 2517 is the source of this 2799-nucleotide messenger RNA. RefSeq names its product exoribonuclease II (gene DSS1). The coding region runs from base 1 to 2799 and encodes 932 amino acids. The transcript has a single exon. The record is from RefSeq and is a predicted model, not a curated record. Gene Ontology annotation, cellular component: P-body; exosome (RNase complex). Gene Ontology annotation, biological process: mRNA catabolic process. Gene Ontology annotation, molecular function: 3'-5'-RNA exonuclease activity; RNA binding. NCBI's taxonomy places the organism in Eukaryota, Fungi, Ascomycota, Saccharomycetes, Saccharomycetales, Saccharomycetaceae.
AUGAAUGUCUUAUGUGCCACUAGGAGGCUUCAUUCAUCUAGACUGAGUUUCAGAGCUUUGCAGAAACAAAGACGGUCAAGAACUAAAAACAAGAAUGAAAAUCCAUCCUUUGGGACUACACCAUUAAAAAAGGAAGAGAUAAAAUUGAUUAACAAGCUUUUCUUGUCUAGAACUAGUGGACUUGAGCCUGAUCUCGAGAUUAAAGAGCUUGCAGAUAUUGAAAAAGAUUAUAAUGAAAGAUAUUUGAAGAGGAUUAUUUGGCCAUCUAAACGUUGGUAUGAGCAUGAUUGGAAAGAUCGAUCGACCAAAAUCCUUGGAAUGGAACGAUUCAGCAAAAAUCUCAUAAAUGGGGCUAAACCUAACUUUAACAAAAGAAAUGAAGGCAUAACAUUUCAUACGCAAGAAUUACUUGAGAGUCCGCUGAAGGUUGGUGAUAUUGUGCUGUUGAAGUCAAAUGCAACGGAAUUGUCCAUGUGUGUUGCUUUACCUGAGAGUGCCGAUGAUCCUCGCUACACUUUUGCUACAAUAAAGGGUAAUUUACUGUUCUCUACAAGGAGCUCGAUAAAUCUCCGCAUACCCUAUUCAAUUCCCAAUGGCAUAGCAAACCUGAUAACAAGGGAAAUACCCCACGGUUUCAAUCCAAUUGGCGUCAUAAAAAGCUCGAUUAAUGAAACUUUCAUACUUCCCACCGUUACUCGACAGCAUAUAACAAGUCUGAAGCCAUUUACAGUCAGUCACAUUGCAUGGGAGGAAUUACCUUUAACGAUAAAGAAAUUAGAAGUCCUGCAUCGGUUCUUGCAAAAUCCUUUAGGUUGGUACCAAAUUCCAUUUUUUCAAUUAGUGCACUUGGUUGAUACUAUAGAUAUGUCAUCUUGUAAUGACAGAAAAUACAUGAAAACUCUGAUUGAUAAUUCAAAAAAUGAUUCUUAUAACAACCUUGAUGCAUCAAGAUGUUUGUCCACAUAUUGGGCCAUUAUAGAACAGCAAGAAACAAAUAUGUGGGGAGAUAUUCAACGAAAUAGUUGUUCGAUGUCUCCCAUAUCUGUUACAGUGAACCCCUUGAAAGCGUAUCAGCAUUUUAAUGACUAUUUAGUUUGUGGCACAAAGCAGAAAGAUUUGGAUAAAAUAGGACAAGUUACAAGGCUUAUGAAUGAAAAGAACUAUACAAUCAUUAAGGAAAAGUACCCUGAGUUCAUGUCAAUGCUAAAAGACUAUGCCUCAGGAAAUUUAAAUCAAAAUUCUCAGGUAGCCGUUUUGAUAUCAGCUUUUUUGCGAAAGCUAAAUUAUUAUAAAGAUAUGGACGUGUCAAAAACAGUAUGCUAUAAAUUACUGCAGGAAAUUGAUCCAACUCAAUUUUUUGAUAAUAUUCUCCUAUUUAAUCAUGAUCUAAACCUUUCGAAUUCGUCUAAUUUGGGCCAAUCAAAUAAACAACUAUAUGCACUUUGUGGCCCCCAGAUAUCCGCUGAUGCAGAUAGAGUCGACUUUGGAAAUUUGAGAGUUUACUGUAUUGAUUCAGAAACUGCCCAUGAAAUUGACGAUGGUAUAUCAAUCAUCAAUAAAGGAAACGGAAUAUAUUCGCUAAGCAUACACAUCGCAGAUCCUAGCAUAUUAUUCUCAGGGGCCUCAGAAAUUCAAGGGCCACUUAAUGACGAUGUUUUCAAGCUUGCUAUGGAGAAAUCCUUCACUACAUAUCUUCCUGAUAUAGUUGAGCCUUUACUACCAAAUACGUAUUCCGAAGCAGCUGACUUGGGCAAAAAUGGACAAGUCACGAAUGCAAUGACAUUCACUGUAAAUGUGAAAACAUUACCUGAUGAAACUUUACAUGUUUUAUAUGAUACUUUUGAUAUCAAAUUGAGUAAGAUAAGGAACUUCCCUAAAGUAACAUACAGUAGGGUCAAUAAAAUAUUACAAAGUAGCGACUACUCAAAUCCCUCAGUGAAACAAGAUUUGGAAGAUCUACACAAAAUUGCACGGGCUCUAAGAAACAAUAGAAUGAAAAACGGAGGCGCUGUAGUUUUUGGAGAAGGUUUUAACAAAGGUAUGAUUGAAUUUUUUGAAGAAGGGCAGGCAGAGGUGAAAAAUGUCAAGUUUAUCGAUCAAGAAGAAACACCAGCAACCUUACUCGUUUCUGAGUUGAUGAUUUUAACAAACACGCUUUGCGGUUGGUUUUUCAAAAAGAAUAACAUCCCUGGGAUAUAUAGAUCCUAUAAUAAACUACUUUUGGGAUCCAAGGCAACAAUGGAGUAUAUGUCGCUACAAUCUAGUACAAAGUCAGGUGUAAGUCCUUCUAUAAAGGAUAUGACAAGGGUAAGUUCACUCAUGAAUUCUAGUGUUUACACUUCAAAGCCUAGGAUGCAUGAAAUGAUAGGUGCACAACAAUAUUUGACCGUUACUUCGCCAUUAAGAAGAUUUCCUGACUUACUCAACCACUUCCAGAUACACAGGUUCUUGAAAAAGCUUCCUUUUGUUUUCAACGAUGAGAAACUUCAAAACUUGAUAUGGCAUAUCCAGUCAAGGGCAGAUAUUUUGAAAAAAAUGUCUCGCGCUAUUAACACUUACUGGACAUUGGAAUACUUGCAAAAGGCGAUCUUCGAGAACCCCAAUAAGAGAUUUGAUGUCAUGAUAACAUCUGUCCCAAAUAAUGGUGUAGUCAAUUGUCUUUUCCCGGAUAUGUCAUUUGCAAGGGGCAAACUGAAGCUGAAGAAAGGUAUGCCAUACCCCGUAAUCGGUGAUACUGUGACAAAUUGUAGAAUUGUAAAACUAGAAAGUUUAGAUGGCAUUCUGUACCUAGAAGCAUAA